This is a messenger RNA of Pseudo-nitzschia multistriata, 2817 nucleotides long. Lineage: Eukaryota; Bacillariophyta; Bacillariophyceae; Bacillariales; Bacillariaceae. The record is from the annotation of a GenBank genome assembly.
CAAGACAUCCCUACGGCACGAGUACAAACUCCCGUAUCUCAGUUGAAACAGCAUCAUCACAUGUAUUGUGAUCUUAGUGCGAAGAUUACGGUAGUAAUACAACACAUGCAACAACCAUUUGUAUAGGUUUGGUUGAAUUCUAGUACGAUAGAAAUUGAUUGAUAAUUAGAGAAGAAUAACAGGAUGGACCAGUUGAUUCCAAUAGUUUCGAAACUCCAAGAUGUCUUGGGUGCUGUUGGUCAGAAUACCCAACUAGAUCUCCCUCAAAUCGUCGUGGUACGUUUUUAUCUUGCGUACGGUUUGCAUUGCUUAAGUGAGACUUGUUGUUGCAAAUCUACGAUCGACUCGAUGCGGCGGAUUACACAAACAACCGUGACUUCCAGAAUGGGGCAUGGCAUAACACGUGCAGCAAGAGCCCUCAUUCCUUUCUUUUCGAAUCCGAUUUCAAAAAAAUGUGUGAAUAGGUCGGCGGUCAAUCUUCAGGAAAGUCUAGUGUAUUGGAAGGCAUCGUCGGACGAAGUUUCCUUCCCCGAGGAACCGGUAUCGUUACCCGUCGACCUCUAAUUUUAACCCUAGUGAACACCCGAACGCCCGGCAGCGAGCAACCUGAGGAUGAAAAUCGUGAUCCAAAUUCGAAUGAAGACGGCGAGGGUGUGGAAUGGGGAGAAUUCGUCCAUUGCCCCGGGCGUAGAUUCCAUUCCUUUCAGCAAAUCCGGCAAGAAAUUGUUCGCGAAACCGACCGACUGACGGGCAGCAACAAGGGUAUUUCCAGCGACCCUAUCAGUCUCAAAAUCUUCUCCCCGUACGUCUUGGCCUUGACACUCGUAGAUUUGCCGGGCAUCACAAAGGUUCCCGUUGGCGAUCAGCCUGAGAAUAUCGAAGAACAAAUCCAAGAAAUGAUUUUGGAAUUUAUCAGCAACCCAAACGCAAUCAUCUUGGCUGUCACGGCCGCUAACACAGAUGUGGCCAAUAGUGACGCACUGCAAAUGGCAAAGGCAGUCGAUCCGUAUGGCAAUCGAACCAUCGGUGUCCUCACGAAAUUGGAUUUGAUGGAUCCCGGAACGGAUGCCGCGGAUGUAUUGUUGAAUCGCGUUUAUGCACUGCGAAGGGGAUAUAUUGCUACCGUCAACCGAGGUCAAAAGGACAUUAAUGAAGAUUUGAGCAUUCGCUCGGGACUCCAAAAGGAAGAGGAGUUCUUCAACAACCACCCUGUGUAUUCUACCGAUCGAAACCUACGUGGAAAAUGCGGAACAAAAAUUCUGGCGAAGAGCCUCAACAACAUUUUGAUGCACCACAUUCGAGACGUCUUGCCGGAGUUGAAAAACCGAAUCACAAUCAUGAUGGCAGAUGUGCAGCAAGAACUCGAUGCAUUGGGUGGGCCUGGCCAACAAUCUAGAAACACCCUAGGUGGAACCCUACUAGGAUUGCUCAGUAAGUUUGCAAGCAACUUCGCCUCCAUCAUCGAUGGUAAAGGAGGAGAACUGGGAAGUUCUGAAGCAAAUACGAAAAAUUUGGCACUUGUCGAGCUGUUCGGUGGUGCCCGUAUUAAUUAUAUUUUCAAUGACAUCUUUGCUACGAGUCUCAUGACUGCUGGUCCUUUUGACGGAUUAUCCGACGAGGAGGUUCGCACUACUAUUACAAAUGCUAUGGGUACACGCCGGGCUCUGUUCGUUCCCGAAAUUGCUUUCGAUAUUUUGAUCAGACGACAAAUCGCUCGAUUGGAGUCACCUGGUAUUGAGUGUGUGGACUUGGUCUACGAAGAAUUGCAACGCAUUGCAGCGCAGUCGGAACCGAAGGAAUUGACUCGAUUCCCUUUUUUGAGAGAGCGAUUGUGUGAUACUKUGUCGACUCUGUUGAAACGAUGCAUGGCUCCGACCCAAAUGAUGGUUGAAAAUCUGGUCAAGGUUGAAUUGGCGGUGAGUUUCAAUAGAUGCUUUUGAAAUACGGAGAAAGUCAUGCCAGUUCCUUGUCAUUCAUUUUCUCGUGGUCACUGAUUCAUUUCAUUUUGUUCAUUUAUUUGGCAGUACAUCAAUACCAGCCAUCCUGAUUUCAUUGGCGGAGCAAGGGCCGUAGCUUCUGUCACAAAUCGUGCUGCAAAUAUGGAGCCGAUGAGAAAUCAAGAACUCCAUAUUCAUACAGGAUCAACCGGGGUCCCAGAAACACCUGCCUCUCAAGCAGAUUCGCAGUAUUUCAAUGCCGAUGCAAGCAAUGGAGGAGAGCAAACACCGUACCAUGAUAAAGAUGGUGGUAUAAUGAAUUUUAUUUUCCGAGGGAAGCCGACUCCAAUUGCUGACGGUAGAUCUCAUUCUGGAUCACUACCCGCUGUCGUUCACCUCCCAUCGGUUCCGGCGAAUAUGAAACAGACCGAUAUUCCGCCUUCGGAUCGUGAACUUUCUGAAAUGCAUGUGAUCAAGUCUCUAAUUGAAUCAUACUUUAAGGUUGUUCGAAAGACCUUCAUUGAUAUGGUUCCAAAGACAAUCAUGUUCUUUUUGGUAAACCAUGUCAAAGAUGCAAUGCAGAAUGAAUUAGUAUCGGAACUCUACCGGGAAUCAGAGGUCGAAACUCUGAUGAAAGAAGCUGAUGAUGUCGCAGAAAGACGUGAACAGAGCGAAGAAAUGAGAGAUCUAUUAGGAAAGGCGCUUGAAAUCGUCAACGAAGCUCGAGAUUUCAAUACAAUAAGCCAAGUGGAGUGAUUCACAUUUCUAGUGGUAUUAGAACUCAAAGUUGAAAAAAAAUCUGCCUUGAGGUAGACUUUGUUGUCGUUUAAAAUUCUGGAACCAGGGGAAAUGACGAAUGGAUUAAAAAAAUUCUUGAUAU